UGUAGAUAGGAGGGAAGUGGAGAUGGUGUGUGCACUGCUACACUCCACACUCUCACACACAUACACACACAGACAUACACUUCCACAUACACACAGAGAAUAUUCCAUAUAAGUCCCCGCUUGGUGUGCGUUUUAGGGGGGUGCGGGGGAGCUUACCUCAUGCAGUAUAUGUUCUGUGGUUUGCGCGCUUAUGUGUUUUUCUGUGGGGGUGGUAGGUAGUGGUCACUCCUUCACCAUCUGAUGUUCCAGGUCAGUUUGAAGACAUACUGCCAGGCUGUCGACACAGUAGAGGAAUGUUCCAGACUCGCCAACAUUUGGGAAUAUUCUAUCAUUGUUCAUUUUCUUGGAACAGUGCUUUUGCUCCAUUUUCCUUUUUCUGAAGCCUUUUUGUUGGCUGCACUCAAUCCCACUCUUUUUUUUACCAGUGCUUUUGGAAAAUUCUGUCCAAACAAUUCUGCUCAUGUUCCCAGUUUUGUGAUUCCUUGUCCCUGCAGCAGAAUCAUCUCCUCAUACGGAAUUCCAAAGUUAUAGUUUUACUCUGGUGAGCAAUGAGAACUUGUCUGUUUGAUUUGAAAAGUAAAGGAUUGCCAAGGCCCUGGCUCCUCCCAUCAUGGCCAACAUCCUGCAGCCUCUUGAUCCCAACAGCCUUCAGGUCCCAGGAGAAAACAUGUUAGCCCCGUCCUCACCCUCCAUCGGAAGAAACGACUGCAGCAUUGCACCCCUUACUCCUUCUGCCUCACCGAGACCUGAGGCAAGGCAGAGAAAAUCUCGUCCCUUCUCUGUGGUGGUGGCCAUAGACUUCGGAACCACCUCUAGUGGCUACGCAUUCAGCUUCACCGGGGACCCCGAGGCUAUACACAUGAUGAGGCGCUGGGAGGGUGGAGACCCAGGAGUGGCCAAUCAGAAGAGCCCAACGAGCCUGCUGUUGACACCUGAGCUGAAGUUCCAUAGUUUUGGUUUUGCGGCCAGAGACAGCUAUCAUGAUCUGGACCCAGAGGAGGCUCAGCAUUGGCUCUACUUUGACAAAUUUAAGAUGAAGAUCCACAGCAUAAGUGACCUCACCAUGGAAACAGAGUUGGAGGCGGUGAGUGGAAGGAGAGUCAAGGCCAUUGAGGUCUUUGCUCAUGCCCUUCGGUUCUUCAAAGAACAUGCCCUCAAGGAGGUGAAGGACCAGUCGUCGUCAGUAUUGGAGCGCGAUGAGGUUAGGUGGGUGAUCACUGUGCCAGCUGUAUGGAGACAACCAGCCAAACAGUUUAUGAGGGAGGCCGCAUACCUGGCUGAGCUGGUGUCUCAUGACUCUCCAGAACAGCUGUUAAUUGCUCUCGAACCUGAAGCAGCUUCCAUCUAUUGUCGCAAGCUCCGGCUACACCAGGUUAUUGACCUGAGCCUACGCCCAAUGAGCAAUGGCUUCAGUCUGGAGAGCGACGGGUCCCGCCCAUUUGACUCCAGCUUUAGACAAGCACGUGAACAGCUGAGGAAAGCUAGACAUAGCAGAACUUUCUUGGUGGAGAGCGGAACUGGAGAAUUCUGGUCAGAGAUGCAGACAGGGGACAGGUACAUUGUAGCAGACUGUGGAGGAGGGACAGUCGAUCUGACAGUUCAUCAAAUAGAACAGCCUCAGGGAACACUGAAGGAACUGUACAAAGCCUCAGGAGGUCCAUAUGGUGCAGUUGGUGUAGACCUGGCCUUUGAAGCUAUGCUGUGUCAGAUCUUUGGAGAGGACUUCAUCGACAGUUUCAAGGCCAAGCGUCCCGCGGCAUGGGUGGACCUGACCAUCGCGUUCGAAGCUCGCAAGCGCACAGCGACGCCAGGUCGAUCCAAUGGUCUAAAUAUCUCCCUUCCUUUCUCCUUCAUCGACUACUACAAGAGGCACAGAGGACAGAGUGUGGAGACUGCUCUGCGCAAGAGCAACAUGAACAUAGUGAAGUGGUCGUCACAGGGAAUGCUGCGUCUCACAGCAGAAGCCAUGAACGAACUUUUCCAACCCACCAUCAACAACAUAAUCAAACACAUAGAGGAGUUGAUGAAGAAACAGGAAGUGCAGGGCGUUCGCUUCCUCUUCCUGGUUGGGGGUUUCGCAGAGUCACCCAUGCUGCAGCAGGCAGUCCAGAAUGCUUUGGGGCAAACGUGUCGCAUCAUUAUCCCUCAGGAUGUGGGUCUGACCAUACUGAAGGGAGCAGUGUUGUUUGGUUUGGACCCAACUGUGGUGCGGGUGCGUCGCUGCCCACUGACCUACGGUGUUGGAGUCUUGAACCGAUUUGUGGAGGGACGACACCCCCGCGACAAACUACUGGUCAAGGAGGGCCGGGAAUGGUGCACGGACAUCCUUGAUCGAUUUGUCUCUGUCGACCAAUCAGUGGCCUUGGGAGAGGUCGUAAGGCGGAGCUACACCCCAGCAAGGACUGGCCAGAGGAAGAUCAUCAUCAACAUCUACUGCAGCGCCACGGACGACGUUGUUUACAUCAGUGACCCUGGAGUGAGGAAGUGCGGCGCCAUCACUCUAGAUCUACCAGAAGCUUUACCAGGAACAGUAGCUGGAGUGGAGAGGAGAGAGAUUCGAGCCACGAUGCAGUUUGGGGACACAGAGAUCAAGGUGAUGGCCGUGGACGUGGCUUCUGAACGGACGGUUCGAGCCACCAUCGACUUCCUGUCAAAUUGAGGUAAUGAGGAGGAAGUGGGCCUGGACAGAUUCAAAGGCUAAAGAAGAAGGAAUACAUACAAGUAAAUUCCAGGGGCAUUUUGUUUUAGAGUCAAGACAUGAUGGACCAUUUUACAGGAUGAAAAGACAUUCAAACUUCUCAACUGGACUUUUCAAUUUUUUACACACCCAAACAAAGUAUAUCAGAUUGUUCCUGUUCAUGUCCCGUCUGGGAAUGUAAUCUGUAUAAUAUCACAAUAAUAUAGAAUGUUAACUGGUCAAAGACCAGCAAAACUGAGACUAAAGAGGAAAACUGGAAUUGCUCUUUGCUUAAAUUCAGUAUAUUGGGCUUGUUUGACAUUUCAUCGCUACUGCCGACUGACUGAUAUACAAUUCCCUUAACAAAAAAAAAGACUCAAGAUUAGUUUUAUAACAGUCUGUUAGCUGUGUUGUUGGGACACCAGGGUUCAAACAAGGUAUAAAUCCAGGAAGUGCAUUUCAUCUGAUGAGUAAUGAUGAUAAUGAUGUCUAAACUUCGUUCACACAGUUUAACGAGUAGUGUGUUAACAUUGGAUGUACGUCAUAAGACACUUAUCUCGUCAUUGAUUGUCCCAAGUCCUCUGGGAGUUGCUGGAAGGAUUCAGGGCAUUACAUUAAAAUGGGACAUCACCAAAACUGGACUGAAAAAUGUAGGUGAUAUUAUAAAUAAUUCACAAUUUACCCACAAUGCAUCAUGAAACAAAUCUUGUCUCUAAACAAGGAGAAUGAAAUCACACUUUGCGAGUCAAGACUGGUCUAUAAUUUAUCUUGUCUCAUAGGGAACCACUGAAAUCUAUUCGUAGAUCAGUCAGUCAUAAAAUGCACCUAUAAAACAGACUCUUGCUGUCUCUUAUGAGAGUGCCACUUAGUGGCCGCAGGAUUGAAUGACCAGGUCAUCAAGGUUUUUCUCUGUACAAGGAAAAGAACCAAACUUAGGACUGUUUUUUGGGCCAUGGCCUAACAAAUAUAGUUGAAACAUUGAGUGUACACAUUAGACAUGAGUGUUUAUACUGUAUAUAGUUUCCAGCAAGCAAGGGAAAAGAAUAUAUGAAAAAUGAUUUGCCCAAUUCUGAUUAUCUAUAUUUUAGCAACACAAUGUAAUCAGAUUAUCACAUCAAGCAAAACCUAGUUAAAAUAGAACCAGAGUGAAAAACACCAACAUUUUAUUUAAAUAUAAUUUAUUAAUGAUAGUUAUGGAACACCUAAUACUCCAGCAAGAAACUGGUUACAUCCCCUUUAUAAGCAACAGCUUCUAGAUAACUCUUCCUGUAACUAUUCUUGUUUAAAGGUUUUCAACCAUAAACUAAUAGACUGAUACCUGUCAAGAUGAACUAGUUGCACUUCA
Esox lucius (northern pike) is the source of this 4022-nucleotide messenger RNA. RefSeq names its product heat shock protein 12B (gene hspa12b). The record is from RefSeq and is a predicted model, not a curated record. Lineage: Eukaryota; Metazoa; Chordata; Actinopteri; Esociformes; Esocidae. The coding region runs from base 611 to 2659 and encodes 682 amino acids. The transcript is spliced from 15 exons.